CUCCCCAGGAAACGUUUUGUUAUACAACAAGCCUGAAGGCCUUUGGGGGACAUUGCAGAUCCAAACCAUGAAAGUGCCAAAUUUUGUUCUGUUGAGAUGGAUCAUCCUGUUACUCAAAAACGUUUCAGAUUUUGCAAUGUUGUGGAUUUCCUAUUUUCCAGGUUAGACUGGGUUAAGAAGACAAAAGAAACAGGAGUAACAUUCAUUUUAAAAAUUAGUUUAGUCCAAUGCUGAUCAAUAAAAAAAAAUUAGUUGGGGUUGGGGAUUUAGCUCAGUGGUAGAACGCUUGCCUAGGAAGCACAAGGCCCUGGGUUCGGUUCCCAGCUCCGAAAAAAAGAACCAAAAAAAAAAUUAGUUUAGCUAGGCAGGGGGUGUCAAUACAUGCCUUCAAUCCCAGCACUUGGGAAGCAGGUGGAUCUCUGUGAGUUUAAGGCAAGCCUGGUCUACAGAGUGAGUUCCAGGACAGCCAGGGCUACAUAAAGAAUCUGACUUGAAAAACCAAAUAAAUGAGUAAAUAAACAAAUAGCAAACAAACAGUAAACGUAUAAUAAAAAUAAAAAUUAGUUUAGGAGAGAUGGCCGUUAAGUGCAGAGGACCUGGGUUCAAUACUGAGAACCCACAGUUGUUUCACAACUUUAACCUCUGUUGCGGGGAUCUGAUGCCCUCUUCUGGCCCACAUAGGUACUGCAUGUAUGUGACACCGCCUUAACACUUAGGCAAACAACAACAAAACCAUACACGUUAAAAAUAAUAAAAAUAGUGGUUGGGGAUUUAGCUCAGUGGUAGAGCGUUUGCCUAGCAAGCGCAAGGCCCUGGGUUCGGUCCCCAGCUCUGGGAAAAAAAAUCAACAACAUUGAAAAAUAAUAAAAAUAGAAUAAACACCGGUCUCUCCUUGACUUGAAACUUACCAAGUAGGCUAGGCCGACUAGCCACAGAGAUCUGCCUCACCAGCACCAGGACUGCCAGAGCAUACCACCAUCCCUGGCUCUUUUCAUGAGUUCUGGGGACUGAACUACGACUGCUGUGCCCGAGCUUCACCACCUGAAAACAACCUGGCAAUCAGAGAAUGGAAGGACCUGUGAGAACUCGUGCAGGUUAAAGGGUAGAAACAGGUGUGACUACUAGGUGGCCUGGCACAUGGCCAGGCCUUGUGACAGACCAGUAAAGCAUGUGUGUGCAUACGUGUAGAUGCCGAGUGUGAUUUUGUUAAUGUGUGUGUUGCUCUGUAUGUACCUGCAUGCCAGAAGAGGGCAUCAAAUUCCUUGAUAGAUGGUCAUGAGCCACUAAAGUAGUUUUGGGAAUUGAACCCAGCACCUCUGAAAGAGCAGCCGGUGCUCUUAACCACUGAGCCAUCUCUCCAGCGCCAUGAAUGUGAUAUUUUGUGUGUGUAGAGCGGGCGGGGGGGCACCAUGUGGGUGCAGUGCCUGCAGAUGUCAGAAGAGGGCAUUGAAUCUCCUAGAACUGAGUUACAGAUGACUGUGAACUACUGUGGGUGCUGGGAAUUGAACCUGGAUCCUUUGCAAGAAGAGCAAGUGUUCUUAGGCCCGGAGCCAUCUCCCCAUCCCACAAUUGAUUGAUGGAUUGAUUUUGAGACAUGAUUUCUUUGUUUAACACUGCUGGCUACCCUGGGACUCACUAUGUAGAAUGGGUUAACUUCAGAUUCAUAGAGAUCUGCCUGCCUGUGCUUCCUGAGUGCUGAGAUCGAAGGUGUUGGACACUAGGCCUAGCUCAGCCCAUGUUUCUCACCUCUCUUAUCAAUUUGGUCCUAAUUGGCUCAGUAGGCUGUGCACCAAACAUUGCCUCUCAUGCCCAAUUCCUUCAGCCAUGCCUGUCCUUUGGAGAUAAAAACUGGCAAAAUCCAAAUGCCAGCAGCUGAUCCGAGGUCCUGCUUUCUUCCCAGCCCUGAUGAAUUGACUGUACCCUUGUUCUAUGAGCCGACAUAACUGAGUGAAUCUGUAAAUGAGCGCAGUGUUUCUGUCAGAAAAAGAAGUGAGCAGCCUCGGAGGCAGCGUGGGGAUGUUUGCAUACCACUGUGAACAGACGUCACAGCCCACAUUAUACAGUCCCAACUGUUCCAUCGCUAGGACAGCGCAGCUGACAGUGUUUGUACCUGUUAUUCCAGCGCUCAGGGGUGCAGUUGGGACAAGCAGAAGUCAACAAUUAGUCUUGAUUUUGCGAGCUUGAGGCAGCCUGGGCUACAUGAGACUGCCUGAAAGACAAAACAAAUGCGGACCGGGGAAUGUAGUUUAGUUGGUAGAGUAGUUUGUUGCCUGGCAUCCCUGAAGCCCUGGGCUGAAUCAGCAGCACUGCACAAAGCUGGCUUGGGUGUAUGAAUUUUAUCCCCACUCUUAGGAAGCAGAGGCAGGAUAGGCUGUGAAGCCCAAGGUCCUCCCUUAGCUACCUGGGAGUCAUGACCAGCUUGUGUGCUACAUGAUCCCAGAGAGCAAAUUGUUUAUAAUGGCUUUAUGUCAUGUAUAUUUUAUCUCUUUUUAAAUAUUCUUUUCAAGAAUAUUAACCCUCCGCACAUUUUAAACGCAGCUUGAGGUUUAAUUACAGGGAGUGACCUUGGCUGAGGCGUUAGGGAGCCGGGAUCAGUCUCCAUAAGAUUCAAAAUCUGUUGGUGCAGCUCAGAGCACCUGCCUAUGCUGGCAAGGCUCUGAGUGCCAUCCCUAAUACCACAAAAACGAAAAAAUGUGUAACGCAAAAACCGAAUAUUUCGAAACAAAGACAUUUUUUUCUAAGGGAUACGCCGAGUGAACUGAAGAGGGCGCAAAACCGCAGACCUUGCGGGCAGCGGGCGAGGAUCGUGGCGGAGCUGUGAGAUGUCUUCCUUCCCAUACCGAUUCUCAUUGACCAGUUUAAAAUGGUUGCCAAGCCAUCGCCUGGCAUUGGGGGAGCUAUCUCAUUUGAAGCAAAGAGACGGCAGGGUGAGCCCCACAUCUUGCUCUCCCGCUGCUCUUCCCGGGUCACUGAAGCUUUGGGGAACUGUCAUCAGAGCAGACCAGCUGCCGCAGGAAGGAGAGCGCUCCAAGCGCUGACUUGCUGCUGCCCCUUUUUUUAAUAUUUUAGCCUUGCUGGGGAUGGAAUCCACGACAAGCUAGGUAAAUGCUCUCCCUGAACAGAGCUGAACCCCCAGUUCUUUUUUGACUCAGUGUUCUGACAAUCCUUAUAACUGAAUUUUAAAGCCCUAUAAUCAGACAUCUGUGAUGGGAUCUGAUGCCCUCUUCUGAUGUGUCUGAAAACAGCUAUAGUGUGCUCAUAUACAUAAAUAAAUCUUAAAAAAAAAGAAUAUAAGCUAUAUCAAAUCUAAGAUGCCAUCAAUGUUAGAGCUUGAUAUUCGUUAUAUUUCACCAGGAAAGCACCUGAUAACCAGACCCUGACAUGCCAUUGGUUUUAAGUUAUAUUUAUGUUUUGGAUAAGUUAAACUGGAAAAAAAUGUGUUUUUACAAUUGCUGAAAACUGUUUUCAUUUCUGGACAGGAAAGGGUUUUCAGGGUUUGGCUUUGGUUUUUCACAUAAACCCUUUUUAAUUUUUUUUGUGUUUUAGCCCAGGCACGGUAGCACAGGACUGGCAAAGGCAGUCAAAUCUGAGGCCAGUCUGGUCUGCCUAACUGAGCUCAGGCCAGCCAGAGCUACAGAGUGACUCUGUCUCACACACAACAAAUUAUGUAUGUGUUGUGUGAAUAUGUGUCUCAUGUGUCUCCCACAGAGGCCAGAGGAGGGAAUCCCCUGGCGCUGCCCAGUGUGCAUAUGGGGCACUGACCUCUGGUUCUGUGGAAAAGAAGCAAAUGUCUUAACCAUUAGGAAAUCUCUCGGGGGUUGGGGAUUUAGCUCAGUGGUAGAGCGCUUGCCUAGCAAGCGCAAGGCCCUGGGUUCGGUCCCCAGCUCUGGGAAAAAAAAAAAAAAAAAAAAGAAAUCUCUCCAGCCCCUUACAUAAACCUUUUAUAGAUUAUUUACAGAUUGGAUUGUACAUCACAUUUACAGAUAAGAAAUCCAUCUAGGCUCAAAGAACAACAAAGCUACUGCUGCUUUGAGAAAUGCAAGCCACACAUGCAUUUUACACCCUGAAGCAGAAGACAGGAUUCACAUUACCCUUUAGACACUUGGAGUAUGUGCAGCACCAUCUGACCCCUCAUCUUUCUGGGGCAGAACCCACAUAUGACCCUCCUCCUCUGUUAGGCCAAAAGCAUUAGUUUAUUUAGGGUAAUAAGCAAUCAGAAGUGGAAGCUACACAGAUAAUCCCAUUUCUUCCAGAAUAUAGCAGCAGGAGCUGGGGGGACGGCUUUGCCAGGAAAGGCACUUGCUUUCUCAGGCCUCAGAAUCUGAGUUUGAUCCUUCACUCUGAAGACUCUGAGCCUGGCUUAUUAAAUUUAAUAUCUGAAGUAUCUUCUGCUGCCCAAUCUGCUUUUCUGCGGAAGAGAUCUUUAUAGUAUUAUGUGAGCAGCACCCAUGAGACAGCUGUGGUGGUCCAAUCUUGUAAUUCUAGCAUUCUGGAGCCUGGAGGAGGAGGAUGCCGCCUCUGGACACCUGGCUAGCCUGGGCUAUAACCUGGGAUGCAGAGACUCUGGCUCAAACAGAGAAGAAAGCACAUUAAGACCAAGAGAACAGUUAAGAAAAAGCAUGAAGAGAAAGCAGAUCUUGGUGAGUUCAGGGCCAUCCUAGUCUACAUAGUAAGUUCUAGGCCAGACAGGGAUAUAGAGUAAGAUUCUGUCUAAAAAGAAAAAAAUAAAAGGAAAGAGGCACUAAUUUAGUCGGAAAGGCCUCAAAACUCCUGGGACCUGACUGCUCUGCUGUGAUUAAAGGUGUGUGCAACUUUUUAUGUGAGAAAGCUUUGUGUUGGGCAAUCUACAUUAAUGGCCAUACCAUAAAAUGUAUUCAGUAGUGAUCAGAUACAAAUAGUUACCAUCUUCCCAGUUUGAAAUUACUAAGGAUUAAAGGAAAGGGCACUGCCAGUGUUAGGGAAAUUGAACUUAGGCGUGUGGAACCCUUGUAUACAAGAGGAUCUCCAAACUCUGCCAUGAUUAGAAGUUACAAAAAUAUUCAAGAGCCUUCUGCUGAAUAAUUGUCCGUCAAUAAAUCCUAAAUUGUAUGUGGCGGCAUACAUGCCUUAAUCCCAUCACUCUGGAGGUAGAGGAUCAAACACUCAAGGCCAAGCUUGACUAUAGAGGGAGUUAGGGACUGGCCUGGGAUAUUUGCAACCAUGACUCAAAACAAUCUACCCUAAGGAAAGCACUUUUAUCUAUAUACAUUGCAUUUACCCUUACUAUCGAAAAAUAACCUUCCUAUACAACUAGAAUAGAGUUUAGAGAAACAUCAUAGGAAGUGGUUGUGUUGUCAGAAGAGAAACAUUUUUCCCCUUUCAGGUUAGAGACCUGGAAGUCCUAAGUUGAAAUGACUCUCCCAUCUCACUAUCUCAAGUAGUUGGGACUACAGACACACUAUUGUGCAAAGCGAUCAGAGAUGAUUAAAACAAAAAAUGGUAUGUGUGUGUUGUGUGGUCAAGUGGUAGGAUUGAUUUGCCCAAAGCCUCUCUCGAAUGCAUCACUCCCCCAUAUAUGUAAUCAUAAACCACUGGUCUUAGGUCAUCUAACAAGACUAGAGCUCUCAAAUGGUGUGAAUUAACUAGUGAAGAGUACAUUUUUGGUAAUCUAUUUCAUGUCUCAAGACCAUGUAGGGGGUAAUGUACAUGCUAAGCAAGCAUUCUACCACUAAGAUUUCUCUCAUCUUUCUUGAGACAGGCUUUCACUAAGCUUCCCUGGCCGCCUCGAACACACUCUGUUGCCCCGGCAGGUCUUGAAGUUGUAGUUCUCCUGGGCUGGGGUUGUAGUCUUGCUUUUCACCCACCUACUGGCCUGGAGACUUGGGAGUCUCACUUUUGAUGAGCUAAGCUAGUGUUUUCCGUCUCCUCUAGAUAGCUCCUUUGCAGGUGAGGUCAUGCCCCACUAUUCUCCCAGCCUGUUUCAUCGGAGUUUCCCUUACACCUGAAGGUUCAUGUUACACAGCUCCUGUUGCUCUCUUGCUGAAAGCUUCUGUCUACUUAACACCCUUGCGCAGACUUAAAAGGUCCAAGUUCUGCAUGCUGUCUCUGCACCUUUCCUUUGAUGACCACCACCCCCUUAAAAAAAACUAUCCAAAGUGGAUUUAGCCUCCUCAAUAUUGUACUUGAAAGAAAAACGUAAUUUUGACCGCGACCUCUUGUGAUGGCAUUCAGAGGCAUACCAACUGUGGUACCCACUGUGGCACCACCAAAACAAUAACACUAUUGUUAAUUUCUACCAGGUCUGGCAGGGGUGGGUCAGUCAAAUCCGGAGAGACUCCGAACAUCAUCCGUAUUCUGCUGUGUUGCUGGAAUUCUAACUUUUUACCCAUUUAUCUCUGUAAGUGCACACGAGAUGACCCGGAGGUGUCUCCACCUGGGAGAGGUACAUCGGUCGGGCGCCGCGCUCUGGGGUUGCGUCCUCCGCGCACCUGGUAGUCUCAGCCUUCACUCGCGAGGCGCAGCACACAGAGCGCUUCUCGUGCGAGGGCCCGCGGCCUUGGGAAGGCGAGGGGUUCGCAGACUGCGAGUUCGUUAGGCAAAGUGGGAUACAGGACUAGCUCGGGCACUGACAGCCCAUGUGGGUCGGGGACUGAUCCCCUAAAGCGGGCAGCCCUGCAGUCUGUUUCGACGCCAGGACCAGCGAAGAGACGAUGAUGCUGGGAGCAGAAGGCGGAGAGGGCUUCGUGGUGAAGGUCCGGGGCUUGCCCUGGUCCUGCUCCGCGGAUGAAGUGCAGCGGUUUUUUUCUGACUGCAAAAUUCAAAAUGGGGCUCAAGGUAUUCGUUUCAUCUACACCAGAGAAGGCAGACCGAGUGGCGAGGCUUUUGUUGAACUUGAAUCAGAAGAUGAAGUCAAAUUGGCCUUGAAAAAAGACAGAGAAACUAUGGGACACAGAUAUGUUGAAGUAUUCAAGUCAAACAACGUUGAAAUGGAUUGGGUGUUGAAGCAUACUGGUCCCAAUAGUCCUGACACGGCCAAUGAUGGCUUUGUACGGCUUAGAGGACUCCCUUUUGGAUGUAGCAAGGAAGAAAUUGUUCAGUUCUUCUCAGGGUUGGAAAUCGUGCCAAAUGGGAUAACAUUGCCGGUGGACUUCCAGGGGAGGAGUACGGGGGAGGCCUUCGUGCAGUUUGCUUCACAGGAAAUAGCUGAAAAGGCUCUAAAGAAACACAAGGAAAGAAUAGGGCACAGGUAUAUUGAAAUAUUUAAGAGCAGUCGAGCUGAAGUUAGAACUCAUUAUGAUCCACCACGAAAACUUAUGGCCAUGCAGCGGCCAGGUCCCUAUGACAGACCUGGGGCUGGCAGAGGGUAUAACAGCAUUGGCAGAGGAGCUGGCUUUGAGAGGAUGAGGCGUGGUGCUUAUGGUGGAGGCUAUGGAGGCUAUGAUGAUUAUAAUGGCUAUAAUGAUGGCUAUGGAUUUGGUUCGGAUAGAUUUGGAAGAGACCUCAAUUAUUGUUUUUCAGGAAUGUCUGACCACAGAUAUGGGGAUGGUGGCUCCACUUUCCAGAGUACAACAGGACACUGUGUACACAUGCGGGGAUUACCAUACAGAGCUACUGAGAAUGACAUUUAUAAUUUUUUUUCACCACUCAACCCUGUGAGAGUACAUAUUGAGAUUGGACCUGAUGGCAGAGUAACUGGUGAAGCAGAUGUUGAGUUUGCAACCCAUGAAGAUGCUGUUGCAGCUAUGUCAAAAGAUAAAGCAAAUAUGCAACACAGAUAUGUAGAACUCUUCUUGAAUUCUACAGCAGGAGCAAGCGGUGGUGCUUACGAACACAGAUAUGUAGAACUCUUCUUGAAUUCUACAGCAGGAGCAAGCGGUGGUGCUUAUGGUAGCCAAAUGAUGGGAGGCAUGGGCUUGUCAAACCAGUCCAGUUACGGUGGCCCAGCCAGCCAGCAGCUGAGUGGUGGUUAUGGAGGUGGCUAUGGUGGCCAGAGCAGCAUGAGCGGAUAUGGUAGCCAAGGAGCAGUGAACAGCAGCUACUACAGUAGCGGAAGCCGUGCAUCUAUGGGCGUGAAUGGAAUGGGAGGGAUGUCUAGCAUGUCUAGUAUGAGUGGUGGAUGGGGAAUGUAAUUGAUUUUGAUCACUGACUCUUGGUCAAAAAGAAAUUUUUUUAAAACCCUUCAGUUUAACAGUUUUUGCAAUCCAGCCUUGUGGUUUUAAUGCCUGCUCUCUUAAGUGAACUUUGGCAUCGAUCGCUCAAAGAAGGUUCAAUGUUGAACAUAGCAGUCACCUAGGAUGAUAGGGCAAAGUUGAGUAACUUUAACUGUUAAACUUAAUUCCUAGCUUUUCUCUAGUUAUGUAGGAUGUACGUAAGCAGUAAGUGUAUUUAGGUUAAAGCAGUUGAAUUAUGUUAAAUGUUGCUCUUAUACAUACAUACAUUGAACACUGUUGAUGCAUGUUGAAAAGACAUGCUUUUUUUGUAAAACUAUAGGAGCUGCGUCUACAAUUAAAAGUGAAACAUUUGGCAUGUUUGUUAAUUCUAAAUUCAUUUGAUAACCUGUAAGGCACGUGAGUUUAAAGCUCUUUUCUUUUUUUAAGUUAAUGGAGAAAUUCUGAGACGCAAUACCAUUACUUUUUAGGAUUUUUGGUCUUGGUGUUUGUACGAAAUUCUGAGGCCUUGAUUUAAGUCUUUCAUUGUAUUGUGAUUUACUUUUAGGUGUAUUGCGCUAAGUGAACCUUGUCAAAUAAAUCUUCCUUUUAAAAGCUA
Rattus norvegicus (Norway rat) is the source of this 8745-nucleotide messenger RNA. RefSeq names its product heterogeneous nuclear ribonucleoprotein H1 (gene Hnrnph1). Gene Ontology annotation, molecular function: RNA binding; nucleic acid binding. The record is from RefSeq and is a predicted model, not a curated record. NCBI's taxonomy places the organism in Eukaryota, Metazoa, Chordata, Mammalia, Rodentia, Muridae. Gene Ontology annotation, cellular component: nucleoplasm.